Messenger RNA from Boleophthalmus pectinirostris (great blue-spotted mudskipper), 2119 nucleotides. Its product is annotated as radixin. Gene Ontology annotation, cellular component: filopodium; apical part of cell; cytoskeleton. The record is from RefSeq and is a predicted model, not a curated record. Gene Ontology annotation, biological process: positive regulation of early endosome to late endosome transport; positive regulation of protein localization to early endosome; regulation of organelle assembly. Lineage: Eukaryota; Metazoa; Chordata; Actinopteri; Gobiiformes; Gobiidae. Gene Ontology annotation, molecular function: cell adhesion molecule binding; actin binding.
UUUGUAUUAAAUUAAAUGUUGAUUGUUUGUGUUUGUGUUUGUGACCGGAGCUCGUGUGUGUUUCAGAUAAACGUGCGCGUCACCACCAUGGACGCAGAGCUGGAGUUUGCCAUUCAGCCAAACACCACCGGCAAACAGCUCUUUGACCAGGUGGUGAAGACGGUCGGGCUCAGGGAGGUCUGGUUCUUCGGGCUGCAGUACGUCGACAGUAAAGGAUACAUCACCUGGCUCAAGCUCAACAAGAAGGUGACGCAGCAGGACGUGAAGAAGGAAAACCCUCUGCAGUUCAAAUUCAGAGCAAAGUUUUUCCCCGAAGACGUUUCAGAAGAACUCAUCCAAGAAAUCACACAGAGGCUCUUCUUCCUCCAGGUGAAGGAGGCGAUUCUGAACGAUGAGAACUACUGCCCCCCGGAGACGGCCGUGCUGUUGGCGUCUUACGCCGUCCAGGCCAAAUAUGGAGACUACAGCAAAGACGUGCACAAGCCCGGAUACCUGACCCACGACCGCCUGCUCCCACAGAGAGUUCUGGAGCAGCACAAACUGACCAAAGAGCAGUGGGAGGACCGGAUACAGACCUGGCACGAAGAACACAGAGGAAUGCUCAGAGAGGACUCGAUGAUGGAGUAUCUGAAGAUCGCUCAGGACCUGGAGAUGUACGGAGUCAACUACUUCGAGAUCAAGAACAAGAAAGGAACUCAACUCUGGCUCGGAGUCGACGCGCUCGGACUAAACAUCUACGAACACGAAGACAAGUUGACGCCAAAGAUCGGUUUCCCCUGGAGCGAGAUCAGAAACAUUUCAUUUAACGACAAAAAGUUCACCAUCAAACCCAUCGACAAGAAAGCCCCGGACUUCGUGUUCUACGCUCCUCGUCUGCGCAUCAACAAACGGAUCCUGUCCCUGUGCAUGGGGAACCACGAGCUCUACAUGAGGAGGAGGAAACCAGACACCAUCGAGGUGCAGCAGAUGAAGGCCCAGGCCCGAGAGGAGAAGCACCACAAGCAGAUGGAGAGGGCUCAGCUGGAGAACGAGAAGAAGAAACGUGAACUGGCCGAGAAAGAAAAGGAGCGAAUCGAAAGAGAGAAAGAAGAACUGAUGGAACGACUGAAACAGAUCGAAGAGCAAACCAUGAAGGCCCAGAAAGAGUUGGAGGAGCAGACUCGUAAAGCUCUGGAGCUGGAGCAGGAGCGGAGGAGAGCGAGAGAAGAGGCCGAGCGUCUGGAGAGAGAAAGAAGAGCGGCCGAAGAAGCCAAAGCCGAACUCGCCAAACAGGCGGCCGACCAACAGAAGAACCAGGAGACUCUGGCGGCGGAGCUGGCAGAGUUUACAGCAAAGAUCGCGCUGCUCGAAGAUGCCAAGAAGAAGAAAGAGGACGAGGCCACGGAAUGGCAACACAAGGCCCUGUCAGCGCAGGAGGACCUGGAGAAGACGAAGGAGGAGCUGAAGACGGCCGUGGCCGUCGUACCUGCUCACACCGAGACGGAACACGACGAACAGGAUGAAAACCACGCGGAGGCGAGCGCCGAGCUGUCCAACGAAGGAGUCAGCCACGUGGACCUGAGGAGCGAAGAGGCGAGAGUGACGGAGGCUCAGAAGAACGAGAGGGUCAAGAAACAACUGCAGACGCUGAGCUCAGAAUUGGCCGAAGCUCGAGACGAAACGAAGAAAACUCAAAACGACGUCCUCCACGCGGAGAACGUGAAAGCGGGACGCGACAAAUAUAAAACGCUGAAACAGAUCAGGCAGGGCAACACCAAACAACGCAUCGACGAGUUUGAAUCCAUGUGAGACGGAUCAGGCGGGCAACAGCUAGCGUCGCAUAGAAGAAUAUAAGAGAUACGGAUCAGGCAGCAGCAGCAGCAGCAGCAGCGCAUAGAAGAAAAUAAGAGACACAAGAGACACGGAUCAGGCAACACCGAGCAGCGCGAGGAAGAAACCGCGCGACACGGAUCAGGCAGCAGCACGCAGACAAAGAGCGCCGCCAUUUUGGACACGCCCCAAAUGCCGCCAUUUUGUAACUCUCCAAAACUCACCCAAGACCCUAAAACGUUUAACGGGGACCGGACCCGAGGGGGAGGGGGACCGGACCCGGAGGGGGAGGGGGACCGGACCCGAGGGG